Messenger RNA from Heterostelium album PN500, 546 nucleotides. RefSeq lists its product as uncharacterized. The transcript is spliced from 2 exons. Gene Ontology annotation, cellular component: nucleus; cytoplasm. The record is from RefSeq and is a predicted model, not a curated record. Bases 1 to 546 code for a protein of 181 amino acids. NCBI's taxonomy places the organism in Eukaryota, Evosea, Eumycetozoa, Acytosteliales, Acytosteliaceae. Gene Ontology annotation, biological process: protein import into nucleus.
AUGAAAUUAACUUUAGUAGUCUUAGCUUUAUUAGCACUAACUUGUGCUGUUAUUGCUUCACCAUCACAAUUACACUCAAGUGCUUAUGGUAUGCUUCUCAGUUCGAGUAAUGACACCUCCUCAUCUGGUGAGGUAGCCAAGAACGGUACUUGUGCAUCAAAGACCGAUUGUUCGUCGUGUACCGACGAUCGUGAUUGUGUCUGGUGUGAGGGUGACAAGGUCUGUGUCAGCGGUACCUUCUACGGUUCCAAGCCAAUCGAUACCUGCAAGGACUUCCAAUGGAUGCAAUGCAAGAUGCAAGGACUCUACACCUUGUUGAUUGCCGGUGGUAUCGCUUUGUUCAUCAUCGUAUUCUUCCUCGCUUUGAUCUGCUGUUGCUGUUGCCGUCGUAAGAAGGUCACCAAGGUCUACCACAUCCAAGACGAGGAGACUCGUAGCCUCUUAUCAUCGAAUCACUCUCAAACACCACUCACCGACAGAAGACGUGAGGAGAUGAGAAUGAAAUACGGUAUCGGUAAGCAAAGCUCAACUUCCUCAUGGAACUAA